UACAGUAGAUUUAUUGUCAGCACGCUGCACAACGCUGACGACAUGAUGUGUGGUGACUGGAGGUUGGCGUGGUAUCAGAGUUCAGCUAACAGUGAGCGUCAUUCAUUGGCUCAUCUUACAUACAGCCACUGUCUGCUGAGGGAGAACAAACAGAGAAGGCGGCUUUGCAACUGUGUGGGUGUGAGUUAGCACCCUCUAGUGGAGCAGCUGGCAAUCUUUCCUGCACAACUUGCGUCUGUUUCCUGUGAUCAGCAUUUCAAGAGGUCUAUGGUCCAGUUCUAAGCAGAGACCAUGCGGUGUUUGGAGCUGCUCUUACUACUGUUGUUGAUCAUUUAUGAUGCCAGUUGUCAGUGGAACGUAUGGGUACCUCGAGAUAUCUCGGCCAUGACUAACUCCUGCGUGGUCAUCCCCUGCACUUUCGUAUAUCCAUCUGGUAUCCGACCGUAUCAUGGCAUUCACGGUAUCUGGUACUUUGGCCAGCCCUACCCUCAACUCUUCCCUCCUGUAGUCUUCAAAUCACGCACAGAUAUUGUGCAUGAGAGCUACAAGGGCCGCACCAAACUUCUGGGAGAUCUGCACCAGAGAAACUGCACACUUCUCAUUAACAACAUCGGUGCAGAGCACUCAGGAAAAUACUACUUUCGAGCUGACCUCGGUGGAGCCAACAUGUAUACGUUCCCUGACUUUGCUGAGCUUAAAGUUCUGGAUCAACCAAACAUCGACAUGCCCGAGGAGAUCGUCAGUGAUGAGAGUUUGGAGCUGACGUGCUACGCUCCUGAUAACUGCCCUAACAUGACUCCAGAAAUCCAGUGGAUGUACACUGACUACCUGCCUGACCCAGAGUUAUCUUCUGAUUACCUGGAGGAGAGUAACACUGCAGUACUUUCCAGCACACUCACCUUCACGCCCAGACCCAUGCACAAUGGACAGCUGCUGGGCUGCAGGGUCUACUACCCCAACACCACGCUCGUCUAUGAGAGGCUCAUCUCUUUAGACAUCAAGUAUGGCCCUCGAUCGGUGUGGGUGAACAUCUCCUCAGAGGUGAUGGAGGGCAGCUCUGUGACGCUGCACUGUGAGGUAGACAGUAACCCUCCUCCCAGGAUCUCCUGGAUGUUUGGAGACCAGGAACUGCUGUGGGACACAGCAUCCAAUGUCUCUUUGUCCCUGGACGAUCUGACACCUGCACAGGAAGGAGUCUACACUUGUGUUGGGCACAAUGGCUACGGGACCAUGAACACUUCAAUGUACCUCGCUGUCAAGUACCCUCCCCGUGAGCCUUUGGUAAAUGGCUCCAUGACAGUACUGGAGGGCACCACUCUGGCCCUACAUUGCAGCACCCAGGGAAGCCCGGCCCCGACCCUGACCUGGCUGAAGGAUGGGGAGCUGGUGGGCAUGAUCACUGCUGAUGAGUUGUCAGUGCUGGAGAUCACAGAGAUCACACCGCAGGGAGAUGGGCAGUACCGCUGUCUGGCUGAGAAUGAACAUGGGCGUGCCAGCAGCUCCCUCAACAUCACUGUUGAGUAUGCCCCAGUCCUUCUGGAAGAGUCUAAAUGUACGGUGGUGAGGGAGGGUGUCCAGUGUGUCUGCAUGGCCUCAGGGAACCCUGAACCCACCAUUGAGUUCUACUUGCCUGAUCUGAACAUCACCAUCAAUGAAACCAAUGGACAUUACAACUUCUACACGCACACAGACGGGCACACAUCCACAGGCAUGAUCAAGCUGCGGGAGAAAGGCGAGCGUGUCGGCAAUGGCGUCCCUGCCGUCAAUGUCCACUGCAGUAUCUCCAACAUGUAUGGAACAGAAAGUGUGCAUCUGGAGUUCCAGCAGGAGAAAAAGUACAUGAUGGCCGUUAUAGUCGGAACCAUUGGGGGCGUGGCAGUAAUAGCCUUCAUCAUUGCAGCAGUGAGAUAUGUUGGCCACAACAACAAAAAAGAGAAUGGCAACCCUAGGCAGGACGUGGUCCUGGAGAACCCAGCUUUGUACUACAGCGCAGUCAAGAAGGACAAACAUAAUCUGAGGAAGAAAGUGCUUAAGACAGAGCUGUUGGGCUCAAAGUUUAACUCCAUUCUAGAAGAGACCACGGGAGAAGACGGGGAUUAUCAGCAUGUGGGCUCUAUGGCAGAACUGGAGAGGCGAGAGCUGAACUACGCUGCCCUGGAUUUUGCCCGGGCGAGGGCCAGGGAAGGGAGCUCAGGAAGAGAGGAUGACAGCAGCAACUACAUGGAAAUCAAAGCCAAAUGAAUUGCGAUCCUUCCCUGAUCCCUCGUCUAGGCGAGACGCAGUGGCAGCCCUGAAACCCUCCUCGUGUUCUUGUCUCAAACUCUGUAACAACCACACUCUUCUGGAUUUCUCUCCGCAUACGAUGGCGUCUAUUUUUUACAUUUAUUUAGGUUUGUUACCUAUAAUACCCAGUACUUCCCCAUUUUCCAGAAGUCCCCACUUUGGGGCAACUGGUACUUUUUAGUCAAAACAAAAACUACUGGACAAUGUCAUGAAUUGACUUCCAGCAUCUGAUGUAAUAUACAGGUUCUAACGUUUGCAGAAACUAUGUUGAUGUUGCUUUUGUCAUAUUCUUCAUUGUGAAAGUCGAUUUUCUUUUCAAACACCCUGACGUCUGUGAUCGUGUUCUACAGGCGUCUGAAGUAAUGGUCACUGUGUCUGCUGCCGGUCGAAGUGUCAGGGGAAGGGGUAACUGUGCUUUUCACUUUCUUAUCUAUAUAUAUAUAUGUAUGUAUGUAUGUAUGUAUGUAUGUUGUGUGUGUGUGUGUGUCUGCUGCCCGAUGGCAAGAGAAUUCCCGCUCCUCUCACACUUCAUUAAUUACACCCCAUGAAGAUAAGUGAUUGAGGUGAGAGAUACAAACACAUCUGAGUGUUUUGUUUCCACAUAGUUUUAUUUGGCGUGUUGUGACUCCAUCACCUCUGAUGAUAAAUAAAAAUGUUGAGAAUUUGUCACCAUCACCUUUAUAUUAUCAGAAAUGAAUAUGUGUUGUGGUUUUCAUUGACAUCAUCAAGUCUCAGCAAAUGGUGAUGCUGCUACCAUGAUCCAAUGAGAUGGGAGAAAAU
This is a messenger RNA of Thalassophryne amazonica, 3063 nucleotides long. RefSeq names its product myelin associated glycoprotein (gene mag). NCBI's taxonomy places the organism in Eukaryota, Metazoa, Chordata, Actinopteri, Batrachoidiformes, Batrachoididae. The transcript has 12 exons. The coding region runs from base 292 to 2241 and encodes 649 amino acids. The record is from RefSeq and is a predicted model, not a curated record.